GGAGCCUUUCAUCAGCAAGGUCAAAAUAGCUGUAAAUUAUUGUCGUGUCGAAAUAACCGCUAUUCAUUCAUUCAUACCUAAUCUGUUUUAUUUUUUUAUUUUUACAAUGCCUAAGAAAAAACCCGUCCAAGAAGAACAUUUUUUGGUACAUCCAUCCCCUUUUAUGGAGACUUGUUAUUUGUACUUGAAUGCUGCAUUUGCUUAUAUAUUUUUCUUCGUUGGAGACACCAUCGAGUUAAAAUUUUCUUUAAUGUUCGCCGUAUCGUUGAUUUGGGUUUUUCUUUGGUUUAAAUCUGAAGAUUGGGAAAAAAAGCAAUGGCGAGUUGGAAUCCUUAAACACAUGACGCCGGAAGACAUUGAAUGGUGGUGUUCAAUUUUUCGACAUUCACAAUCCAUAUUGAUGGUUAAUGCAGCCUUGAAACUUGGUGAAAUGUUUUUUUGUGAAACCGACUUGGAAAAUAUGCCAAAGACAUGGACUUGCACUUGGUAUUGUUAUUAUAAACCUAUGAUGGGCAUGAUAAUCAUACUGAUAGUAACAAAAGUGAAUUUUAGUAUGAACGAGUAGCACACUUCCAAAACUAAUAAUUAUCUGCACUUUUUUAAAUUUAAUUUAAAUAAUUGCACCUAUUUUUAAGUUUUUUUUGUGUACUUUUAAAUGUUACUUUAUUACUCCAGGUCUGGGCUUUGUAUUUUAAAUAGUUUUGUUAUUUAUAAUUCACAUUCAAAUAGUUAUUAAAAAUAUACAAAAAAUUCAAAUAAAAACUUAAAUAAUAAUAUAAUUGCAAAACGAUUUUCAAUUUCAACUCUUAAUAAUUUACUAUUUAAAUACAAAAACGAACAAUUUAAAAUAGCCGGGUUUUUUGAAAUAGCCGAAUGAAAACUCGUUUAAACAAAAAAAUUAAGAAUUUGAAACGGUAAAUAAAAACCGUUUGAAAUAACCUAUUAUUAAUGUUCAAUAAUUAAUAAAUAUGCCCAGUUUUAAUUAUUCUAUAUUUUCACUUACUUGUAUAUGUAUACUUACUUACUAUAUACGUAUUACUUAUUAACCUUAUUUCAGACUUAGAUAAAGUUCCUUUUGCAUAGCUUGUUUGCAUGGCUUAGACCUGCAAGCACCAUAAAAGACUUUGAACUAGUGAUUUAGUGUCUAGACUAAGUUUAUCAGAACAUCAGUGUGUUAGUACCUACUAAACAGUUUUAAAAUUUGAACUUUAUACAAUUUCUUAUUGUAAAAUUGAUAUUCUCGUUAUGAUAAAACAGGUUAAAAUUUAUAUAACAUAAUCACUAUUAUGCCUAGCCUUUAUUAAAACAUUUUGUGGUUGAAUAAAACAGCUAUCAUUGUAUAAUCUGCAUGUAUUAACUGUAUAAGAAAUUAACAAAUAUGUUUUAACUGUAUUUUGUCGUUUAUCGUUCUAAUAUUAUAUAAAAAUGAUGUAACUGUGUAAAAUCUUA
This is a messenger RNA of Adelges cooleyi (spruce gall adelgid), 1449 nucleotides long. RefSeq lists its product as uncharacterized. The transcript is spliced from 3 exons. Lineage: Eukaryota; Metazoa; Arthropoda; Insecta; Hemiptera; Adelgidae. The record is from RefSeq and is a predicted model, not a curated record. Bases 107 to 565 code for a protein of 152 amino acids.